This is a messenger RNA of Prosopis cineraria, 1667 nucleotides long. Its product is annotated as peptidyl-prolyl cis-trans isomerase CYP40-like. The coding region runs from base 321 to 1406 and encodes 361 amino acids. Gene Ontology annotation, biological process: protein folding; protein peptidyl-prolyl isomerization. The record is from RefSeq and is a predicted model, not a curated record. The transcript has 9 exons. Gene Ontology annotation, molecular function: protein binding; peptidyl-prolyl cis-trans isomerase activity. Lineage: Eukaryota; Viridiplantae; Streptophyta; Magnoliopsida; Fabales; Fabaceae.
UCAAGUUGAUAACUUGGAGGCGUUUGACUUGAAAUUGGGUAAUGGCUAUGUUAGGAACUGAAGAGCGAGAAGUUUAGGCGCCAUAACUUAUCACUUAUCAGGGAGAGAGGGGAGGGAGAUCCUGAAGGCCUUUGCUUUUUUUAAUUAUUUUAGCUAUAAAUUUGAAUAUCUGUGUCUGUUUCCCUCUAUUCUGACUCUGAGAGGAGCUCAGAGAAGAGUCUAGAACCUCCAACCUGUAUAUUUAUACCUGUUUACCGACGAGACUCUACUUGUGACGCUCUUUCUCGCUUUCGUUUACUGAACUGAGAAUCACAACGCAAAUGGGGAGACCAAGGUGCUUCUUGGACAUUAGCAUAGGAGAUGAACUUGAAGGGAGGAUUGUGGUUGAGCUUUACAACGAUGUCGCUCCCAAAACUGCUGAAAAUUUCAGGGCUCUCUGUACUGGUGAAAAGGGCAUUGGUCCCAACACUGGGGUGCCCCUCCAUUUCAAGGGAUCUUGCUUUCAUCGUGUUAUUAAAGGCUUUAUGAUCCAAGGAGGAGAUAUAUCUGCUGGAGAUGGCACCGGAGGAGAGUCUAUUUAUGGGCUGAAGUUUGAAGAUGAGAAUUUUGAGUUGAAGCAUGAAAGGAAAGGGAUGCUAUCUAUGGCCAAUGCGGGUCCUGACACAAAUGGGUCUCAGUUUUUUAUCACCACAACCCGAACUUCGCAUCUUGAUGGCAAGCAUGUUGUAUUUGGGAAGGUAGUCAAAGGAAUGGGAGUGGUCCGUUCAAUUGAGCAUGUGACAACCGGUGACAAUGACUGCCCCACUCUAGCUGUUAAAAUCGUGGAUUGUGGAGAAAUCCCUCAAGGAGCAGACGAUGGAAUAACUAACUUUUUCAAAGAUGGUGAUACUUACCCUGACUGGCCAGCAGACCUUGAUGAGAGCCCUAGUGAACUUCAAUGGUGGAUGAGUGCGGUAGACUCCAUCAAAACUUUUGGUAACGAGUACUACAAGAAACAAGACUAUAAAAUGGCUCUCAGGAAGUAUCGGAAGGCUUUACGCUACCUGGAUAUUUGCUGGGAGAAGGAAGGGAUUGAUGAAGAGUUGAGUUUAAGUUUGAGAAAAACGAAGUCUCAGGUUUUUACAAAUAGCUCUGCUUGUAAACUAAAAUUGGGGGAUCUCAAAGGAGCAUUGCUAGAUACAGAAUUUGCCAUGCGUGAUGGAGACAACAAUGUCAAGGCUUUGUUCCGUCAAGGACAGGCGUACAUGGCACUCAAUGACAUUGAUGCUGCAGUUGAAAGCUUGAAGAAGGCAUUGGUUUUGGAGCCAAAUGACGCUGGAAUCAAAAAGGAACUUGCUGCUGCCAGGAAGAAGAUUGCUGAUAGGCGUGAUCAGGAGAAAAAGGCAUAUAGCAAGAUGUUUCAAUAACAUUUCUGCGGGAGGGACGCAAACAAAUCACCACAGCGAAUACAAAUGUGAAAGAUUGGAAGUAGACAAACGAAAUGGUUGUGUUAUAAAUGAUCGAAUUUUCAGCCAAAGAUUUUUUGCAUUGUUUUACAGGGAACUCUUAAGCCUCUAGAAAUAUUUUUUGUAUUCCUCUUGGAAACAGUGGUGAUUUUAUCUGGUGGACCACAUAUUGUAAUGCUUAUGAUUUUGGUAAGUUUAUAUAUUUAUCUCUCAUUGAUAUCA